GGAAGGACGCGAGAAAGGCGGCCCGGGGCACAGCUGUAAGUGUGGAUCAAAGCAAGGACGCACGGCGAGCGGCGGGGGCGGGGGCGACCUGCAGACCCGGGCCGGGGGAUGCGGCAGGCGCUGGCUGCCCAGAGAGCCCGGGAGUCGGGCUGCGUGGCUCACGUGCUGAGCUGGAGCUUGGACAGAGAGGAAGAGGAAGAAGAGGAAGGCACAGCGCAGAGCGGACUUGCAGGACUGGCGCAGAGUCGGGUCCCCAGGUCCGGCGCGGUGCGCAGCCGAGACAAUAAAGUAGCCGUCUACAACCCCAGAGCGCCGCAGGGAGGAGGCGGCGGAGCAGGCUUUGAUGAGAAAUCCACGAGAAAGAAUGUAUGAAAGAAAAAGAUGACAUCUAUGCAUAGCAAACAAAAUCUGCAGAUUAUUACAGUAAAAACAAAAGAAAGGAAAGAGAAUACUUACUAGUUAAAGAUGACAGAAGGCAGGCACUGCCAGGUGCACCUCCUGGAUGAUAGGAGACUGGAGCUGCUGGUUCAGCCCAAACUUCUAGCAAGAGAGUUGCUGGACCUCGUGGCUUCACAUUUCAACCUGAAAGAAAAGGAGUAUUUUGGAAUAACAUUCAUAGAUGACACAGGUCAGCAGAACUGGCUACAGUUAGAUCACCGAGUUCUUGACCACGAUUUGCCCAAGAAGCCAGGCCCAACCAUUUUGUACUUUGCUGUGAGGUUUUACAUUGAGAGCAUAUCGUUUUUAAAGGAUAAAACCACCGUGGAGCUGUUUUUCCUGAAUGCAAAGGCCUGUGUGCACAAGGGGCAAAUCGAAGUAGACAGCGAAACCAUCUUCAAGUUAGCAGCGUUUAUUUUACAGGAAGCCAAGGGAGAUUAUACCAGUGAUGAAAAUGCCAGGAAAGAUUUAAAGACAUUACCAGCCUUUCCAACUAAAACUCUUCAGGAGCAUCCAUCCCUUGCCUACUGUGAGGACAGGGUCAUUGAGCAUUAUUUGAAAAUCAAAAGUGUCACUCGGGGUCAAGCUGUGGUUCAGUAUAUGAAGAUAGUAGAAGCUCUACCAACUUAUGGUGUCCAUUAUUAUGCAGUAAAGGAUAAGCAAGGACUUCCUUGGUGGCUUGGAAUCAGCUAUAAGGGAAUUGGCCAAUACGAUAUACAAGACAAGGUGAAGCCUCGGAAGUUAUUCCAAUGGAAACAGCUGGAGAACUUAUAUUUCCGUGAGAAAAAAUUUGCUGUUGAAGUUCAUGAUCCACGAAGGAUUUCAGUUUCAAGAAGAACCUUUGGGCAAAGUGGCCUAUUUGUGCAAACAUGGUAUGCUAACUCUUCUCUCAUCAAGUCCAUUUGGGUAAUGGCAAUUAGUCAGCAUCAGUUUUACUUGGACCGGAAGCAAAGCAAAGCAAAAAUUCCUUCAGCCAGGAGUUUAGACGAGAUUGCAAUGGAUUUGACAGAGACAGGAACACAAAGGGCCUCCAAGCUGGUGACACUGGAGGCGAAAAGUCAGUUCAUCAUGGCAAGCAAUGGCAGUUUAAUCUCCUCAGGUUCUCAAGAUUCAGAAGUUAGUGAAGAGCAAAAGAGAGAAAAAAUCCUUGAACUAAAGAAGAAGGAGAAACUAUUACAAGAAAAACUUCUGAAAAAAGUUGAGGAGCUUAAGAAGAUCUGUCUGCGGGAGGCUGAGCUCACAGGCAAAAUGCCAAAGGAGUAUCCCCUGAACAUAGGCGAGAAGCCUCCUCAGGUCAGAAGACGUGUGGGUACUGCGUUCAAAUUAGAUGACAACUUGCUGCCGAGUGAAGAAGAUCCUGCUUUGCAAGAACUGGAGAGUAAUUUUCUAAUACAACAAAAGCUGGUGGAAGCUGCAAAGAAACUUGCCAAUGAGCCAGACCUUUGUAAAACUGUGAAGAAAAAGCGAAAGCAAGAUUACACAGAUGCGAUGAAAAAGCUCCAGGAGAUUGAAAAUGCAAUAAACGAAUACCGAAUUAGGUGUGGAAAGAAACCCAGCCAGAAAGCAACAGUGUUACCAGAAGACAUAAUCCCCUCAGAAAGCAGCUCUUUGUCUGACACCACCACCUAUGAUGAUCCCAAUGAGGCCUUCACUCUUCCUGGGCAGCGAUCAAGUUCAGUACCUCAUUCUCCAAGAAUUCUUCCCCCCAAGUCUCUUGGUAUUGAGCGAAUCCAUUUCAGAAAGUCAUCCGUCAAUGAACAGUUUGUGGAUACCAGGCAGUCCAGAGAAAUGCUGUCGACACACAGCAGCCCUUACAAAACUCUGGAGAGGCGGCCCCCGGGAGGACGAAGCAUGCCCACCACGCCGGUUCUUACCCGAAACGCCUACAGCAGCAGCCACUUGGAACCCGAAUCUUCAUCUCAGCACUGCCGCCAGCGGAGUGGAAGCCUGGAGUCCCAGUCCCGCUUGCUCUCCGAGAUGGACAGCGAUAAGCCAUUUUUCUCUCUCUCGAAAUCCCAAAGAAGCAGCAGCACAGAAAUCCUCGAUGACGGGUCUUCUUAUACAAGCCAAUCAAGCACAGAGUAUUACUGCGUGACACCAGUUACCGGCCCCUAUUACACCACCCAGACCCUGGACACUCGCACCAGGGGUCGGAGGAGGUCAAAGAAACAGAAUGUUACUACUUCAAAUUCAGGAAGCAUGCCCAACCUAGCACAAAAGGAUGGUUUGAGGAAUGGUGUCUACUCCAAGAGUCGGGAGCCACCGUCUUCCAGUUACUACAUUGCCGGGUACACACCCUAUGCAGAGUGUGACUUUUAUUACAGUGGUGGUUAUGUCUAUGAGAAUGACACUGAGGGACAGUAUAGUGUCAACCCUUCCUACCGGUCCUCAGCCCACUAUGGAUAUGAGCACCAGAAGGACUACAGCAGAUCCUUUCAUGAAGAUGAGGUUGACCGGGUACCCCAUAACCCGUAUGCAACUCUCCGGCUGCCAAGGAAGGCUGCUGCAAAAUCGGAGCACAUCACCAAAAACAUCCACAAGGCCUUAGUCGCCGAGCACUUGCGUGGCUGGUACCAGCGGGCCUCUGGGCAGAAGGAUCAGGGGCACAGCCUGCAGACCAGCUUUGACUCAGACAGGGGAUCACAGAGAUGCCUGGGGUUUGCGGGGCUGCAAGUACCUUGUUCUCCAAGCAGUCGUGCAUCCUCCUACUCUUCAGUGUCUUCUACAAAUGCUUCUGGGAACUGGAGGACCCAGUUGACCAUAGGGCUGUCGGAUUACGAGACUCCAGCACAUUCUUCUUACACCAGCUGCUAUGGCAGUGUCUAUAAUCCUUUACCCUCUCCAAGCAGACAAUACACGGAAAUCGGUCAACUGGAUGGUACAGAUGGAAACCAGCUGGAAGACAGCCUGGAGAGUAGUGAGCAGAGACUCUUUUGGCAUGAAGAUUCAAAGCCUGGAACAUUAGUCUGAACUGCAGUUGGACCUCCUGACCAAGCACUGCGUUCUCACACUAGUGUGCCUUGCAAAUUGUAUUCGUCUUCCGAGAGGACGUUCGUUUUAGAAACCUAAAGACAUCAAAGGUUGAAGAGAAGACUUACUUGCCCUGGAAGUGAAUCAGUGAAUCACACACCAAGCCCCACAAAGCCCCUAAAGGAGGAUUUGGCCUUUCAAACUCUAGGCACUAACCUAACUGUAGGGUCUGCCCACGUGUUGGAGUAUUGCCAAGAGAGGACUCAGUGUGAAGCCUUCAUCAAUAGCAAGCACUUUUUAAGGGAAAAAAAGUUGUUAAAGGCAAACCUCAAAAACAUGAAAGGGCAUUCAGGAUGUCCCACGGCAAUAAGGACAGGGGAAAUCUCAGAGUACAAUUCAGCAGGGUGAGAGAAGGGGAACCAGAAGCUCCAAAGUCAUUGCUCACAUCAGAGUUUGAAUUCGUGAGCUGACAAAGAGUAACAUGCUCUUUCUACACAGACGUGGACAAUUUAGACAGUAUUGGAAAAUUACUUGAAGCUGGAUUUUCAUGAAGUUCUGAAUGAGUGUAAAUGUUUUUUAGGAUAUUAUAAAGAGUGAUGUUUUUCAUAAGCACCAUAAAAUGGGUUCUGGAAAAACUGAUUACCGUAGCAUCCUGUAAUAUAACUUAUGGUAGCAGAUCGGGGAAAAUGAAGCAGCCCACUGAAUAACUGACAAAGUCUGCUUGGAGAAUGUUCUAAGGUACAAUAUCAUGGAGCUCCUUUUUCCUUUCUCCACUAAUUGCAUGAUGAGCUAUUGUUCUGGCUGGUAAUUCUCCAACUCAGCUGUCAUUUGAAGUGGCAGACUUAAUAUGGAAAGUUUUUAUAGUUAUGAGUUUAUAAAAGCAUUUUAAGAUGAUACAGAAAGCAUCCAAAACAACAGAAAAAAAAAGCCACUUCAUCGUAGAUGAAUUGCGUGCCUUAAAAUGGUGAACGUUAGAAAAUUAAACAAGUCUGGAUUCCGCAAGUAGUUCCAAGUCACCAAGUGACAAAAACAAGGUUAACAUUAAAAAAGAAAAACAACAGCAUCAAUGACAAAAAAACUCCAAGCUGCAGUGGAUUUAAUUAUGAGGCUAAAACUACCUCAUACUUUCCUUGGAAGAACUAAUUAGCUAUGGUUUAUUCUAGGGUUUUGUUUGUUUGUUUUUUAAAGCAAAUGAUUUCCAUAUUCCAGAUUGAUCUUUUUUGUCAUCUUUGCUUCAAAAUUCCAUAAAAGGUGCUCCUUUCCCCCCUCUUUUAUACAAGUUUCUUGUUCAUAUUGUGAAUAGAAAAGUUUCUGAACAACUUUUUUGGAACAUUUUCUAUCUAUAUUCCAAAGCAUGUAAUAUAUACAUAAAAACGAUUUGUUAAACUGGUCCUUAGUCAUUUGUAUAAUUAGAAAUGAAGUUUGGGAAAAAAUUUUGGAAAAAAGACAACCAAAAAAAAAAUAACUUAUUCCUUUUUUGCAUAUUUGUAUAGCCUUCUAGAAUCAGAAAUAACCCUUUUGCAUAUUCUUUUAUUGUUCUGACUCUUCAAGACCUAUUAUUUUUUUACAUAGGUCAAUAAACAAAAGGUGUGCUACUGAAAA
Messenger RNA from Symphalangus syndactylus (siamang), 5010 nucleotides. It is a transcript of the gene FRMD4B, whose product is annotated as FERM domain containing 4B. Gene Ontology annotation, biological process: establishment of epithelial cell polarity. Lineage: Eukaryota; Metazoa; Chordata; Mammalia; Primates; Hylobatidae. Gene Ontology annotation, cellular component: cytoskeleton; adherens junction; bicellular tight junction. The record is from RefSeq and is a predicted model, not a curated record.